This is a messenger RNA of Amblyraja radiata (thorny skate), 1636 nucleotides long. RefSeq names its product polysaccharide biosynthesis domain containing 1 (gene pbdc1). NCBI's taxonomy places the organism in Eukaryota, Metazoa, Chordata, Chondrichthyes, Rajiformes, Rajidae. The coding region runs from base 1 to 1305 and encodes 434 amino acids. The transcript has 7 exons. The record is from RefSeq and is a predicted model, not a curated record. Gene Ontology annotation, cellular component: cytoplasm.
AUGAAGCUCGGCCUCUCUCGCUCCCCAGCCUCGCUGAAGCUCCCUCUGCACCGCCUCUUAUCUCUAUCUCCCCCUGUGUCUCUCUCUCUAUCUAUCUCUCCCCUGCCUCUCUCUAUCUCUCCCCCUGUGACUCUCUCUCCCGCCGACUCUCCUCUUCCUUCAGCCUGGGCGCCGCCACAUCCGGGGAGGGAGUGGGCGAGGCUGCGGCCUAGAGCAGCGACUGGAGCCGGGGCCUGGAGUUACUGGAGCCGGGGCCUGGAGUUACUGGAGCCGGGGCCUGGAGUUACUGGAGCCGGGGCCUGGAGUUACUGGAGCCGGGGCCUGGAGUUACUGGAGCCGGGGCCUGGAGUUACUGGAGCCGGGGCCUGGAGUUACUGGAGCCGGGGCCUGGAGUUACUGGAGCCGGGGCCUGGAGUUACUGGAGCCGGGGCCUGGAGUUACUGGAGCCGGGGCCUGGAGUUACUGGAGCCGGGGCCUGGAGUUACUGGAGCCGGGGCCUGGAGUUACUGGAGCCGGGGCCUGGAGUUACUGGAGCCGGGGCCUGGAGUUACUGGAGCCGGGGCCUGGAGUUUCGAGCCCGCCAGUCCCGGAGCCGCGGGCGGCGGAACAAAGUGUCCGGGGGGGGGAGGAGGCGCGAACCCUGACCCCGGCCCCGCCCGCGGGAGCGCGCACGCGGUGACGACAGCGCCUGACCCCCCCCCUGAGGACAGCAUGGCCGGUUCCGUGCUGGGUGGUGGUGAGUUGAUGACCGCGGCACAAGCUCUCUCCCAGCCGGCUGAGGCCUACGGCAACGAUGCAAGCCUUGAAAUGAUGUGGGCAAUGAAAGCCUAUCAACACGCUGAGAUUUAUUUUAACCUCAUCUCUUCUGUUGACCCACGCUACCUCAGACUGACGAAAGAAGAUGAUCUGAUCUACACGGAGUUCAAGAGACAAUUCAGCGAGAUGAGAGUCGAUGUUCUGGAUCCAGAGAAGCUGAAGUCGGAGUCUGCCAAACUGGCCUGGCGUCCGUUCUGCAUGCAGUUUGAAACCUUGGUUGAAGACUUCAACUAUGGAACGCUUUUGCGAUUGGACUCCUCAAAGGAUUACCAGGAGGAAAACACCAUAUUCGCUACCAGGAUCCAAUUCUUUGCCAUAGAAAUAACUCGGAAUCGGGAAGGUUACAACUUACCGCUAUUUGAAAGAUCAGCAAAAUCAAAAGGAGACGGUGUCAAUGCACAGAAGGCCGAAGCUGUUGCUAAACUGGCAGAAGCAAAGGACUCUGCCCGUACAACGCUUGUGGGGGAGAGGGCCUCCUUGUCCACGUAGCCUGCGCUGGUUUGUCGAGGCCCAGGCAGUUCUGGUGUGCCACUAAACAUCCCUCAGGUGGAGAAAUCCCUAUGUGCACAGGCAGAUCAGCGACCAAUGCAGCAUCACAGCCCACCGCAGAACCUGGACUCGAGAAACUUGUAUCAUUCAGACAACAGGCAUCAAGAAUGCUCUUGAGGAUUGAAACAGUACAGCUGUGUGGUCAAUUGAUAGAUUUUCUUUUAAACAAGGACUCUGGGGGGGAAAAAUAGCUCAGCUGCAGAGUUGUCCACUUAAGAUGUAACAAAAAGCAAGGUUCUGGAGGAACUCUGCAAACCAGGGUGAGGGUACA